This is a messenger RNA of Yamadazyma tenuis ATCC 10573, 351 nucleotides long. RefSeq names its product pyruvate transporter (gene MPC1). Lineage: Eukaryota; Fungi; Ascomycota; Pichiomycetes; Serinales; Debaryomycetaceae. Gene Ontology annotation, biological process: pyruvate import into mitochondria. Gene Ontology annotation, cellular component: mitochondrial inner membrane. The record is from RefSeq and is a predicted model, not a curated record.
AUGUCCACUUUCAAGAAAUUCGCCGAUCAGGUAUUCAGCAAACAAACAUUCAGAUACUUGUUUACCACGCAUUUCUGGGGACCAGUGUCAAACUUUGGUGUUCCAGUAGCUGCGUUGUUAGAUUUGAAGAAAGAUCCCGAUUUGAUUUCCGGCCCAAUGACAGGUUCAUUGAUCGUGUAUUCCAUAGCAUUCAUGAGAUACUCAAUGGCUGUGUCACCAAAGAACUACUUGUUGUUCGGAUGCCAUGCUGUAAAUGAAGUUGCUCAAUUGGCCCAAGGAUUUAGAUGGGCUAAUCAUCAUUACUUUAGCGAAGACAAGAAAUUGGAAGAUGUGUCUCCAAAGGUUGCUUGA